Cetraspora pellucida is the source of this 1261-nucleotide messenger RNA. Lineage: Eukaryota; Fungi; Glomeromycota; Glomeromycetes; Diversisporales; Gigasporaceae. The record is from the annotation of a GenBank genome assembly.
GACCCCGGAUGGUCUUAGAGAUGUUCCCACUAUCUCUUCUUUACGCUUAUUAAAAUUGGCUAUUGAAAAAAAAGGUGGAACAGACAACAUGUAUUCAUAUCAUAAAGAAUAUUUUGAGAGAGAUGGUGUUGUAAAACUUCGAGCAAAAGGAAAAUGGAUUUGUUUAAUAUCAGACCCAAUAGUCGUAAAAAAUAUUUUAUUACGACCAGAUACUUUUCCAAAAUUAGAUCUUAAAGAAUUUUCACCUAUAUUUUCACGACAUCUUGGUGCCAAUGUUGUUCACUCAAAUGGUGAUGUCUGGAAAAGAUAUAGGCGUGUUUGUAAUCCUGCAUUUAAGACUUUACCCAUACAUCUUUUUAAUGAAACUGGAUUAAGGUUACUGAAUGUUUUAGAGCGGAUCGAUAAUAAACCUAUUGAAGUUACAAUUUACCAAGGAUUAAUUCGUAAUUCAUGGAUUAACAUUCUCCCAAUGGAACGUAUACCUUUUUGGUUAAAUCGAGCUUUUAAAAAAAUUGAUAAAUUGGAUAAUUUACUUGAUGAAAUUAUUAAAAAAAAACGUAAAUCUAUUGCUGCUGGAAAAUCUAAUGGUGAUCUUUUGGAGCUUAUGAUAAAAGCUUGUGAAGAUCCAAAUAAUCCGACUUUGUCAGAUAUCGAAUUAAGAUACAACUUGGCAAUUUUUAUGUUUGCGGGUCAUGAAACAACCUCGGAUGCUUUGUCAACCCUUUUGUAUAUUUUGGCAGUUCAUAAAGAUAUUCAACAAAAAGCUAGAGAGGAAGUUACAAAAAUUAUUGGUGAUUCUUUAACUCCGUCAGCUGAACAACUGAAAUCAUUAAAAUAUUUAAAUAUGGUCAUUUAUGAAAACCUUAGAAUGUAUCCUUCGGUUACAAUCUUUUCAUUACGUAAAUUAACUGAAGAUUUAAAAUGUAAAAAUCACGUGAUUCCAACUGGUACAACUAUCGGGAUAUAUUCUUACGGAAUACAUCAUUCACCAAAGCUUUGGGAAAAUCCAGAAAAAUUUAUACCAGAAAGGUUUGAAAAUGAACAUCUAGAGAAGUUAGAAUUUUAUGGUUUUGGUGCUGGUUCUAGAAUGUGUUUGGGAAAUAACUUUUCUCUUUUUGAACAAAGAAUCGUAAUAUGUUUUUUGUUACGUAAAUAUGAAAUAUCAUUGGCUCCUAAUAGCAUACACAAAGACGGAUUAAAAACUAAGAGAAUGACACAAGCAUUCCCAAUUGACCUUGUGUUUAAACGGAGAAAUGAAUAA